AUUUACACCCGGAAGUGCGCUGAAUGUCAACACAAAUUCACGGGACGUUGAAUCAGAAUAGAGCUAUUUUUAAAUUAUUUAAAGAAAAUCAUACGUAAUGUUUGGCGGUCGGUCUUCAUUUGAUAAACUUUUAGAGAAAGCUACUAGUCAGUUGUUGCUAGAACCUGACUGGGACUCAAUUUUGCAAAUCUCUGACUGCAUUCGACAAGGAGACGUGCAGCCCAAGCUGGCAGUUGUAGGGAUCCGAAGGAAGAUUGCAGUAGAGAAUCCCCAUGUGUCCUUGUAUGCUCUUCAGGUGCUGGAGUCUUGUAUGAAAAACUGUGGAUCUCUGGUCCAUGAUGAAGUAGCCACAAAGGAGUUUAUGGAAUUUCUGAAGGGCUUGGUGAAUGUUCGUGGUGAUCCAGUAAAAGCAAAGAUCUUAGAGCUUGUGCAGGUUUGGUCGCACGCCUUUCGUAACGAGUCCCGGUACAAAGUGGUACAAGACACCUUCAACCUAUUGAAACUUGAAGGUCAGAGUUUUCCUCAGCUGAAGGAGUCAGACGCCAUGUUUUCAGCAGAGAAAGCCCCUGAGUGGAAGGAUGCAGACUGCUGCUCCAGAUGCAGGACUGCCUUUGGUGUUGUGCAACGAAAGCAUCACUGUCGCGCCUGUGGAGAUGUGGUGUGCCAGAAGUGUUCCUCUAAGAACUCCAUCAUCCCCAAGUUUGGUAUCGAGAAGGAAGUGCGUGUCUGUGACGCCUGCUAUGAGAAGAUUAACAAGCCUACUGCUGGAGGUAAAGAGGAUGAACUGCCAGCUGAGUAUCUCAACAGCCCACUCGCAAAGCAGUCUCAGCUACCCCCGUCUGCAGGGAAGACAGAGGCGGAGUUACAGGAGGAGGAGGAGCUUCAGUUAGCCAUAGCUCUGUCCAAAAGUGAGGAGGAGACCAAGCGCGACAGAAUGAGGAGCACAUAUGGUAUCUAUGGUGGGGUUGCUAAGGAUACAAACAAAGCCCCAUCACCUGCACAGCAGCAACAGCCAGUUGUAUCUGCUCCGAUGAUUGACACGUCUGACAUGGACCCAGAGCUGGCACGGUACCUCAAUCGUAACUACUGGCAACAGAAGUCUGAGAACAUCAAGGUCACCGUAACACAGCCAUCAGCGCCUGUGGCCCAGUCUGAACCUAAAAACACACAGGGUGGUGGGAAAGUUCAAGAGGCGUAUCAGAAUGGUGAGACAGAGGAGGAUCCAGACCAGUUUUUGCGCGCAUUGAACUCAAGUGUGGAGAUCUUUGUGAACCGCAUGCGUAGCAACUCCCAGCGGGGCCGGAGCAUCGCCGUGGACUCCUCUGUGCAGUCCCUGUUCAACGUGAUCAGCAACAUGCACCCUCAGCUGAUGAAGUACAUACAACAUCAGGAUGAUCUCAGAGCUCACUACGAGUCGUUGCAGGACAAGCUGGCCCAGCUGCGGGAUGCGAGAGAGGCCCUGGACGCGCUCCGUGAUGACCACCGUGAGAAACGUCGCCGCGAGAUGGAGGAACUGGAGAGGCAGCGACAGAUACAGAUGGCUCACAAGCUGGACAUCAUGAGACAGAAGAAACAUGAGUACCUGGAGAUGCAGAGACAGCUGGCGUUACAGAGGUUACAGGAGCAGGAGCGAGAGAUGCAGCUACGCUUUGAGCAGCAGCGCCACCUCACACAGAUCAGGCAGAUGCAGGCCUAUGGUGGAUACAAUCAGUCAGGCUAUCAACAAGGUCCUAUGCCAGGCAUGGCCCCACAAGGGGUGUAUGGUGGCCAGAUGGAGGGCUCACCUAUCCACCAGCUCCAUGGGAGUCAGAUGGGUCCACAUGGGGCCCCAGGGGUAGGGCAAGGGGCCCAGAUCCCCGGCCAUGGUGGACAGAUGGGUGGAUACCUGCCACAGCAAAUGUACCCUCCACCCCAACAUAGCCAGCAACAACAUUACAGUCAGGUGAGUGCGGGAGGCCCUAAUGGUGGAAUGUACCAGUCCCUGCCCCCAGGAGGCCCCCAGCAGUAUGGGUACAUGAACAGUCAGACAGACGGCCCUGUCCCUGGGGGAUCUUACCAACCCCAGUCCAUGCACUAUAAUCAGGACCCAUCAGGUGCCCAGACUCUCCCCCAAGGUGGCCCUGUAGGUAUGCCCCAGGGGUCGGGUGGGGGUUUCUCCUCCAUACCCCCAGGGCAAUUAGGGGAUUACCAGCAAGGGGCAUACAACAUGCAAGGAAUGGCCAAUACCCUGCCUAAUACAGACAACCAAGGGUAUGGUGCCCAGUCCGCGUCCCAGGGACAGCAGCAAUACUACAUGGGCCAGGGCGGGGCUCCCCCACCCCAGUAUUCCCAGGGUCCUAACCAGGCCCCACCCCCGCAACACAAGCCCGGGCCUCAUGAGGCAGAACUUAUAUCAUUUGACUGACAGUUAUUGAAAAAUUAUGAAGAAAGACUAGGAUGAAUGUUAUUUGUUUGAACACAUGUUGUAAAUCUGUUGCGUUAUGUGCUUUUGUAGUUGAUUUUCUAAUGAUUUAAGGCAUGAAAAACCUGAAAUUCUUAUUAAAUACCAAGUGUUAUUUCUUCCAUUUUUAUUUUAUUAAUAUUUUAUCGUCGAAAUGUUAACAAGCUGUAUCCUCAAUUAUGGUAAAAAUGGAAAACUGAACUUUUCAAAGAAAAGAGAAGCUAUUCUACUCACCACUGCUUUGGCAUCUGAGCUAGGUUACAUUUUUUGUAACCUAGUUUCUCAGGAAUUACUUUUGGGAUUUCAUUCAUAAUUAAAAAAUGUAUUCCCCAUAUUGAAAAAGCCCCAUAAGCUGAGUUUGGUAACUAGUUUGAAUUUGUCAUAAUUGGUGGCCAUUUCAAAUUAAAAUUGUGCAUACACAGUAUAACCUGACCAAGUGGUCACCCCAAGGAAAAUCAGUAAUUACAUCAGAGUGAAACUGUCAUUUCCAUGUGCAGCCAGUAUAUUUCAGAACAAACACCAUUGUUAAGCACUACUGUAAUUGAUCUGGGUUGUUUAUCUUGCAACUAUGAGGUCAUUGCUCUGAUGUGGAAAAUCUGUUUGAUAUAUAAUCAAUGCGGCCCACUGCAAGAAAAAAAGUAUUAAGAUGUUAUGAUGGUUAUUUAAGUUUGAAAAUCAUCGCAGAAUUUUCAAAUCAAAAUAAGCCUAAAUGCAUUUUAUAAUUAUCAGUAAUCCCUUAUUACAUGAUUGCUUACUUCAUAAUACUUUACAAUGUUAAGGUACUGUUUUUUCCAGACAAUAGCAUAUGUAGAUUUUGAUCAGAUUUUAAUCCAGAGAAAAUGUCAAUCCCAUAUCAGUUGCGAUAUAAUUUGGUAAAAUGCAACUUUUAUAGAUUCCAAUGUUUCCAACAUUUCAAGUUAAAAAAAAUAUUAAUAUAUAAGGCUUUCCAUGCUGUUUUCAUGACAUUGUACAUGAAGCAUCAUUUUCGCACCCUUUUAUUAGGACAAAGGAUUUACACAUUAUACGUUAACAUCAUUUGCAGCUU
Messenger RNA from Dreissena polymorpha, 3485 nucleotides. RefSeq names its product hepatocyte growth factor-regulated tyrosine kinase substrate-like. Gene Ontology annotation, molecular function: phosphatidylinositol binding; ubiquitin binding; metal ion binding. Lineage: Eukaryota; Metazoa; Mollusca; Bivalvia; Myida; Dreissenidae. The transcript has 18 exons. The record is from RefSeq and is a predicted model, not a curated record. The coding region runs from base 98 to 2404 and encodes 768 amino acids.